Dipodomys ordii (Ord's kangaroo rat) is the source of this 2672-nucleotide messenger RNA. It is a transcript of the gene Naa30, whose product is annotated as N(alpha)-acetyltransferase 30, NatC catalytic subunit. Gene Ontology annotation, cellular component: NatC complex. Gene Ontology annotation, molecular function: protein-N-terminal amino-acid acetyltransferase activity. The coding region runs from base 2 to 1120 and encodes 372 amino acids. The transcript is spliced from 4 exons. The record is from RefSeq and is a predicted model, not a curated record. Gene Ontology annotation, biological process: N-terminal peptidyl-methionine acetylation. Lineage: Eukaryota; Metazoa; Chordata; Mammalia; Rodentia; Heteromyidae.
GAUGGCGGAGGUACCGCCUGGGCCUAGCAGCCUCCUCCCACCACCAGCACCUCCGGCCCCGGCGGCCGCCGAGCCCCGCUGCCCGUUCCCGGCGGGGGCCGCCCUCGCCUGCUGCAGCGAGGAGGAGGAAGACGACGAGGAGCACGAAGGCGGUGGCGGCAGCGACCGGGACCGCGGCGGCCGGAGCCCGGCGAGCGGCGAGGCAGCGGCGGCCAAGGGGCAUCCGUGUCUCCGCUGCCCGCCGCCGCCUCCACCGGAGCAGCAGCAGCUCAACGGCUUGAUCAACCCCGAACUGCGACACCUCCGGGCGGCCGCCUCCCUCAAGAGCAAGGUCCUGAGUGCAGCCGAGUCGGCCACGAUCACGGCCACCCCGGACGGGGGCCCUAAAGUGACUGCCACCAAAGGUGCCGGGGUACACACGGGCGAGAGACCCCCUCACUCCCUCCCCAAUAAUGCCAGAACUGCGCUCCCCAGCCCGACAGAAGCAGCGGCGGAGAGCGACCCCGCGGCGGCCCGCAAUGGACUGGCCGAGGGCCCCGAGCUGGAGGAGGAGGAGGAAGAGGAGGAGGAAGAUGAGCAGGUGCGACUGCUGUCUUCGUCCCUGACCGUCGGAUGCAAUUUAAGAAGCCCCUCGGGUCGGGAGGUCGAGCCCGGGGAGGAUCGGACGAUAAGAUAUGUCCGCUAUGAAUCCGAGCUCCAAAUGCCUGAUAUCAUGAGACUGAUCACCAAAGAUCUGUCUGAACCCUACUCCAUUUAUACGUAUAGAUAUUUUAUCCACAACUGGCCACAGCUGUGCUUCUUGGCCAUGGUAGGGGAGGAGUGUGUAGGUGCCAUCGUUUGCAAGUUGGAUAUGCACAAAAAGAUGUUCCGCAGAGGUUAUAUAGCCAUGUUAGCCGUGGAUUCCAAAUACAGGAGAAAUGGCAUUGGUACUAACUUGGUUAAGAAAGCUAUAUAUGCUAUGGUUGAAGGAGACUGUGAUGAGGUUGUUUUGGAAACAGAAAUAACAAAUAAGUCUGCUUUGAAACUUUAUGAAAAUCUUGGUUUUGUUCGAGAUAAGAGGCUAUUCAGAUACUAUUUAAAUGGAGUUGAUGCACUGCGACUUAAACUGUGGCUGCGUUAAGAAACUGACAUCAAAGAACAACUUCCAACCACAAAGAAUCGACUUUUGCAUGCAAUGCAAUUUGUACAGAAUUGCUUUGCAGGUGGAUUUAGUAAUUUCCAUACAGCUCUUAUCUGUCAGUGUCUCAUUGAGUGUCGCACAAUAUUUGUUGCACUUUGGCAUGGCGCGUUUGUUCUGAAUUAAAAGAGAUUGUUUUAAACUUCAAGAGUUCUUUUGGUACCAACAAGAUGUGCCAGUUGAUAGCCAAGAUUUGUUCAUUUGCAAAGUCUACUGACAAUGUUAUUUACAUAGUGAUCAUUUUAUCACAGAACCAGUAAGUGGGACAUGAUUUUUGUUCCUUAAAAAAAGCCAAUGUGUGUAGAGUGUAAAAAUCUUAAGCAUACUAACAUUUCACAUGAAACCUGCCAUAGUUUUCUGAAGGGAGUGAGGGAAAAGCUUCAAUUUUAAAUUUUAUUUUCCAAUAUUAAAUUUCCAUUCUUGAAUUUUGGUACCUCAGUGAUUAGUGAAUGAAAAACAAUGUAGGGUGGGAUAUGUCUUACAAUGAGUAAAGAUAACAAUUAAAUUGUGUCUGCCAGUGCCUGUGUAGAUAAGUAUUCUUGUCUUCUUCAUCUAUAGUUUUCUAUUGCAUGCUGAUUUUUUCUUUUAAGGCCUUUACAAGCAGACUUUUAUUUUUAUUUAAAUCUAAAUUUGAUAAUAAAUUAUUUCAGAUUUUUAUAAUUUGGAUACUUUCCAGGUGAGUGACAACGUGCUUUACUUUAGAGGUCUCUUCUUUCCUUACAGUAAGAAGUUCAGUGUACUUGGGAAAUGUUUGAGAAAUAGCUCAAAAGGGAUGAGAAAAGUUGAUGGAGCUGGGAAUUGCUGGGUUUUGGAUGCACUUUUUUUUUUUUUAAGAGUGGGGGAUUCUUUUUGGAAAAGAAUAAAAAAUUAAUGUAAAUUGGUAUGAUUUUAUUUAAUCAAAAUUAUUGCUAAGCUGUGUGAAGAGCAGCUUCAAUAAAGUAGCUGGUUUUUUUUUUCCCAUUUAAGAUUUAUAUUUUGCUUCCAUUUCAUAAAAUGUUUCAAUUUUGGUUCUUGGUCUUGGAAAUAAAUUUAAAGGUGCGCUGUACCCAUUUUAAGCUGCUUUAUUUUCUUUUCACUUAUAUGAUCAGAUUUUUGAGGAACUUUGUUCUAUUCCUUUUGAAAGACAAAAAGGAGAAAUGCAAAUCUUUGUAAAUGAGUUCUUAGGGUUUUCUAAGCAGCCAUCUUCACUGUAUUCAAGCUAAUCAGUUCAGUGUAACAAAUUUUUAAGUUAAUUCAUUUCAUUUGAUUCAGUAAACCUGUACUGGAUAAAUUUAUUUAAUUGGAAAACCUAGGUACCCAUAUGUAAAAGGAUGAAUUUUCUGAAAAAAUAUUUUGUAGGUAUCUGUUGUUGUUUUCCUUUGAACAUGUUUUUAUCUAGCUAGGAUUUGGUUUGAACUUUAUGACUAUAAUUACUGUAUUUUUAAAAACCCUACCUCCAUUAACAGUUGGUAAAGGCCCCUGUUCAGGAAAGUUUGUUGCUUUUUUUUUUUUUUUU